AUGGCAGUACUCUUGCUGAUGGUCAUCCUUUUCUUUGUGUCUAUGGCUGAAGCCCAGAGGAACCAAUACCAACCUCACCAUGUGAUCUGGGCAGUGGUCAGUGCUGGCAAUGGACCUGGCCAGAGGAUCCUGGGACAUUGGGGAUUGGACCGCCCUUUCAUAAAGGACUUCAGUUCUCCCAAGUCCCUUAAACCUGGCACCCAUAGUGGGGACACAGUGGGCUUCAUGAGUGGCCUUCUUUCCCCAGAGGUCUCAUCCCCCUAUCCACCACUGCUCCCAAUGUUCUUUGGCUUCCCCCUCUUCCCUGCAGCAGCCUCUGACACCAACCCCAGGAGAGAUCUACCACCUGCCUCCAGCAUCCACUACCACUUCUCAGGGCCCCAUUGCUGGCUCCUCAAGGAAGAGAAGUCAGGCAAGUGGGAGAGCCUGGUGCAUACGGGGAAGGAAAAGCAGAGGAAAGCAGAGGAUCUGGAGGAUGAGCCUUUCACAGAGAGAUACAGAAAGGAGGAGCGUGGAGGGGCCAAGAGGAGCGAAAGUGGGCACAAGGGCUUUGUGCCAGAAAAGAAUUUCCGAAUGACUGCAUACAAGGCAGUCCAGGAGAAAAAUUCAUAACUCCCUCCGAGGAAGACAUCUGAGAGCCGAGACAAGCUGGGAAACAAAGGAGACUUUUCCUCUGGGAAGUCUUCCUUUUCCAUUACUCGGGAGGCCCAGGUCAACGUCCGGAUGGACUCCUUUGAUGAGGACCUUGCAUGACCUGGUGGCUUAUUGGCUCAGGAAAGAAAGCUUUGUCGUGACCUAGUCCAUAGCAAUAAAAAGGAACAGGAAUUUCGUUCCAUUUUCCAGCACAUACAGUCAGCUCAGUCUCAGCGUAGCCCCUCAGAAUUGUUUGCUCAGCACAUAGUGACAAUUGUUCAUCAUGUUAAAGAACAUCACUUUGGAUCCUCUGGAAUGACAUUGCAUGAACGCUUUACUAAAUACCUAAAGAGAGGAAAUGAACAAGAAGCAGCUAAAAAUAAGAAAAGCUCAGAGAUACACAGGAGGAUAGACAUUUCCCCCAGUACAUUCAGAAAACAUGGUUUGACUCGCGAGGAAAUGAAAAGUCCCCGGGAAGCUGGCUACAAGGCUGAAGGCAAAUACAAAGAUGAUCCUGUUGAUCUCUGCCUUGAUACUGAGCGUCGUAAAAAACGUAAGGAGAGAGAUCUUAAGCGAGGUAAAUCAAGAGAGUCGGUGGAUUCCCGAGACUCUAGCCACUCAAGAGAAAGAUUGACUGAGGAAACAGAGAAAACUCACACAGGAUCAAAGAAACAGAAGAAGCACCACAGAGCAAGAGACCAGUCUAGGUCCUCUUCUUCCUCUUCCCAGUCGUCUCACUCCUACAAAGCAGAAGAGUAUCCCGAGGAAGCCAAGGAGAGGGAGGAGAGCACCACAGGUUUUGACAAAUUCAGAAUGGGGACCAAAGACUUCGUGGGUCCAAAUGAAAGAGGUGGCAGCGCUCGGGGAACCUUUCAAUUUCGAGCAAGAGGGAGAGGUUGGAGCAGAGGAAACUAUUCUGGUAACAAUAACAACGACAGCAACAAUGACUUUCAAAAGAGAAACCGGAAAGAGGAAUGGGAUCCAGAGUACACACCCAAAAGCAAGAAGUAUUACUUGCAUGAUGACCGGGAAGGUGAAGGCAGUGACAAGUGUGUGAGCCGUGGCCGUGGCCAAGGAGCCUUCCCCCGGGUGGGUUGGUUCCUGUUCCGGAAAUCUAGUACCAGCCCCAAGUGGGCCCACGACAAGUUCAGUGGGGAGGAAGAAGAAAUUGAAGAUGAUGAGAGUGGGAGAGAGAACAGAGAAGUGAAGGACAGUUUACAGCCCACAGCUGAGUAGGGGCCACUCUUGAUGGAGCCCUUGCCCAGGGGAGAAAGGCUCUGGGAGAGGCUGGUGGCGUUAAACAGGGAGCCUCCAGAAGAUCCUGCAAAUCCCACCCCACAACCCACCAGCCACACAGAACCCUAGGACAGCAGAGUACACAUCCCUGAUGUUGUCCCACUGGACAGAGGAUACUGGCCACAGCCUAGGAUCAGGCCCAUGUUUUGAGUGACCCACAAUACAGUGGGCUCCUGCCGUUUCUUGUUUGUUGUUGGUGUGUGGGGUGGAGGCAGGGUAGGAAGAAUGAUGCUG
Messenger RNA from Peromyscus maniculatus bairdii (prairie deer mouse), 2163 nucleotides. The record is from RefSeq and is a predicted model, not a curated record. Lineage: Eukaryota; Metazoa; Chordata; Mammalia; Rodentia; Cricetidae.